AUGAAAAAGGGUUUGAGACAAGGUGACCCACUAUCUCCUUUUCUGUUUGUACUGGUUGUAGAUGUUCUGCAUAGAAUUGAUGGAGAGGCGGUCAGAAACGGGUGCAUAUCACCAUUGGUGGUUAGAAGAGACAGUAUAGAGUUGCUGCAUAUUCAGUUUGUGGAUGAUACUAUUCUGUUUUGCCCACCAGAAGAAGAGACUGUGAAGAAUUACAAGCGGCUUCUGCGUUGCUUUGAGUUGAUGUCAAGGAUAAGUAUAAAUUUUGACAAGUACAGCUUGAUACCAAUCAAUUGUGAAGGGCUAUGGAUUCACCGAAUGUGUAGCUUAUUGGGUUGUAAGGAAGGUAUCCUACCCUUUAAAUAUCUUGGAUUUCCCCUUGGAGUGAAUUCGAGAUUAGUCACGACUUGGAAGCAUAUUAUUGACAAGGUGGAGGAGAAACUGAGCCUGUGGAAAGCUAAGGUGCUAAAUAAGACUGGGAAGUUGGUACUUAUAAAAUCAGCGUUGAAUAGUUUGCCAGUGUAUUAUUUGAGCUUAUAUAAGAUGCCAAAGGCUGUGGCUGAGAAGCUGAUUUCUAUGCAGAGAAGAUUCCUUUGUACCAAGGAGGAUGAAAGGAAUCAUAUAGCUUUAGUGAAAUGGAAAGUGGUGCAGGCCCCUAAGAAGCUUGGGGGAUUCGGAGUGGGCAACGCUAUGGUUCGUAACACUACACUUCUGUUCAAGUGGUGGUGGUGGUUUGUAAAGGAAGAGUGUCCAUUGUGGAAGAAGGUGGUCUGCUCCUGUAAUAAUCUAAAUCUUAACGAGCUGUUGUCCACUCAAGUGCUACCUACUAAAGGAGGUCUAUGA
Arachis stenosperma is the source of this 840-nucleotide messenger RNA. RefSeq lists its product as uncharacterized. The transcript has a single exon. Bases 1 to 840 code for a protein of 279 amino acids. The record is from RefSeq and is a predicted model, not a curated record. Lineage: Eukaryota; Viridiplantae; Streptophyta; Magnoliopsida; Fabales; Fabaceae.